This is a messenger RNA of Cuscuta europaea, 1649 nucleotides long. Lineage: Eukaryota; Viridiplantae; Streptophyta; Magnoliopsida; Solanales; Convolvulaceae. The record is from the annotation of a GenBank genome assembly.
GCGAAUAUUCUCCGCAUAUGGCAGAUGCGCGAGGAAUAUCCAGGGAAUUUACAUUCCGUUCCGUGCCUACAAAUAGGGCUGGCACCCGGUUCGUAGCUUCUUAUCUCUGUCUGGCGCCAAUACAAAAACAAUGGCUCUGAAGGCCGUUCAUGUCGGCGGCCAGGUCACGGAGAAGGCGUCUCCGCCGCCUGUAUGCCGGUACCCACAAGGGUAUGGAUUUGCAGGUGCGCGGAAAUUUGUGGUUAUUGGGCACAGAGGGAACGGGAUGAACGUGGUGCAGUCUCCGGAUCGGAGGCUCAACGGUUUCAAGGAGAACACCAUUCGGUCUUUCAACGCAGCCGCUCAUUUCUUGCCCGAUUUCAUCGAGUUUGACGUCCAGGUCACAAAAGACGACUGCCCUGUUAUCUUUCACGACGAUUUCAUUCUUUCCCAAGAUCACGAUGGGGUGGUGGAGAAGAAAAUGACGGAGUUGAGCUCAGCAGAAUUCCUGAGCUACGGGCCGCUGCUCAGAAAAGCAAAAGACGGGAAGAUAGCGAGGUGGUGGGUGGAAAGGGACGACGCCCUCUGCACUCUCCAAGAAGCACUGGAAAAGGUAAACCCGAAGGUGGGCUUCAACAUCGAGCUGAAAUUCGAGGAGCACAGGGCGUACCCGCAAGAGCAGCUGAGGCGAGUGUUGGGGGCAGUGCUCCGGGUUGUGUCCCAGCACGCCAAUGACAGGCCCAUCCUCUUCUCAACGUUCCAGCCUGACGCCGCCCUGAUGGCGAAGCAACUCCAGAGCAUGUAUCCGGUGUUCUUCCUCACCAACGGCGGCGGAUCCGAGGUUCACAGCGGGGCCCGGGAUGCGAGGAGGGGCUCGCUGGAGGAGGCCGUCAAAUUGUGCCUGGAGGGGGGUCUGGAAGGGAUCGUGUGUGAAGUGAAGGGCGUGUUUAAGAAUCCUGCGCUGGUGAAUCAUAUCAAGGACUCUAACCUCUCCCUCUUCACCUACGGCACUUUAAACAACGUGGUGGAAGCCGUAUAUAUGCAGCAUAUCAUGGGCAUUGACGGAGUGAUCGUUGAUUUUGUGGGAGAAAUAUCGCAGGCAGUGGCGGAUAUGUUGAAGGAUGAUCAUCAUGAUCAUGAUCAUCAUCAUGAUGUGCGUGCACAGAACAAGCCUAACUUCUCACCCAAGCAGUUGUCUUUUUUGCUCAACCUAAUUCCCAACCUCAUACAACCUCAUUAGAUCCAUAUAUAGAAUUGAUUAUAUAUAAAUACCAUGCAUAUGUGCAGCAUUCAUUCUCCAAUCCUAUCAUGUAUGAAUCUUAUUUGAACAAAUAUGCAUGGAGUAUGUAGUAAAGACCUACCGUUCGGUUCUUUUGUAAAUUAUAUAUUUCGCCCUGCCCCCAGCCCAGCCCAACCUCCAACUCUAUCUCCAUUAUGUAUUUAAAAUGAGCAGUUAUUUUUAAUAAUUUAUUUAAACAUUAUGAAAAACUUCUUUAUAAAAUUUUAUCCAAAAAUAUCAUCGGAAACCACCUCAAACAAUUACUACGUAAUAUAUUACUCCUUCCGUCUCGAAAUGAAGUUCUCGAUUUGACAUACACACAUAUUUAUAUAAGGUGAAGUUAUGUUUUGACUUUCUAAGUUUACCCUUAUUUUAUUUAAUCUAGAGAUGA